UCCCGCCAAAUACCCUGAUAUCCCCGGUAUCAAUUUAAAUGCACACAUAUCCAUUAAUUCCUCCAUCUCCCCAAUUCACCCAUGGUAUUUCCUAUACUAUUAUAUCCUUUAUAAUCCUCUUAUAUCCUUCAUAAUUCCUUUGUAUCCCCGAUAUUACUCAAAUUAUCAUCCAUCCAAACACUUUUAUAUAUCACAAAAGAAAGUAGGACUGCUGACACUUAUUUAUUAGUGAUACUUCAAUUUUUAAUUGGAAAAUGGCUAAUACAUACUUGAUAAAAAAAUUUUUCUCAUUUUUGCGCUCUUGCGUUUUGCGUUUUGCGUUUUUUGCGUUUUGCGUUGAUUUUUGGCCUUGCGUUGCGUUUUGCGUUUUGCGUUUUUGGAAAUUGUCUCUUGCGCCCGCCCCUGCCCCCGAUAAUUUCAUAAUACACCAAAAUCUCCUGAUAUACCUUCAAUUCCCAAAUCAUCAAUAUCGCUCCUAAUCCGUGUUAUGUCCUAGAGUGCGGUCGCGGUAACGCAAAAGUACAUUUAAUCUGAGGAUAAAUAUAGAAGUCUGGCUUAUUGGCCUUCCAAUAUAAUUCAAAGAAAUGUCGGUGGAGUAAAGAGGUUAUUACGGAUUUGAUGGGGGAUUUGGAAUGGAUAUCGGCGGUCCUUUCUGUUCCCUACGAAUUUCCUUAUAUCAUUAAUCGCAUCAAAUCCACUUAUAUCCUCGGUAAUCACCUUGUAUUCCCGAUAACUCUCCAAAUCAUUGUUCAUCCAAACCCUUGCAUCGAACACACGAUCCUCU
This is a messenger RNA of Meloidogyne enterolobii, 784 nucleotides long. The record is from the annotation of a GenBank genome assembly. Lineage: Eukaryota; Metazoa; Nematoda; Chromadorea; Rhabditida; Meloidogynidae.